CCGAUUAGAGUUAAAUAUUAUAUUUCUCUCUCUCUCUCUCUCUAUCUCUCCGCUGCCGAUCCUUCCACCUUCCCUCCCUCCAUCUCUCUCUCUCUAUUCUUUAUAUUAAAAGCCGCGGCGUCACCCGACCGGCAAGACGGCGCCCUCGUACGAGCGUGACAUGGAGGAGGACUCGCAGGAGCCAGAACAGCUGCGCAAGCUGUUUAUCGGCGGCCUGAGCUUCGAGACGACGGACGACAGCUUACGCAACCACUUUGAGCAAUGGGGCCGGCUGACCGACUGCGUGGUGAUGAGGGAUCCCAACACCAAGCGAUCCCGGGGCUUCGGCUUUGUCACCUACUCCUGCGUGUCGGAGGUAGACGGGGCUAUGGGAGCCAGACCCCACAAGGUGGAUGGUCGUGUCGUCGAACCUAAACGUGCCGUGUCCAGAGAGGACUCCACCCGCCCCGGGGCUCACCUGACGGUGAAGAAGAUCUUUGUGGGGGGCAUCAAGGAGGACACAGAGGAGCACCACCUGCGAGACUACUUUGAGAAGUACGGCAAGAUCGAGGUGACCGAGGUGAUGACAGACCGGCAGAGUGGCAAGAAGAGAGGCUUCGCCUUCAUCACCUUCGACGACCACGAUGCGGUGGACAAGAUAGUCGUUCAAAAGUACCACACGGUCAACGGACACAACUGCGAAGUGAGGAAGGCUCUGUCGCGGGAGGAGAUGCAGAACUCGGGCAUGAACCAGAGAGGUCGAGGCAGUUCGGGCAAUUUCCGCGGCAACUUCAACAACUCCGGCGGCAACUUUGGCGGCCGUGGUGGAGGCGGUAACUUCAACAGCCGAGGUGGUUUUGGCGGUGGGUCGAGAGGAGGUGGCGGAUACGGUGGAUGCGGCGAUGGAUACAAUGGAUUUGGCAACUUUGGGAGUGGUGGUGGUGGAGGGAACUACAAUGAUUUUGGCAACUACCCCAACCAGUCCUCCAAUUAUGGCCCCAUGAAGGGAGGUGGAGGUGGUGGUGGCUAUGGAGGCAGGAGCUCCGGCGGGCCAUACGCAGGUAACUACGGAGGUUCCAGUGGAGGCGGUGGCUCAUAUGGUCGGAGGUUCUAGAUUAAUGCAGGAAAACAUACUUAGCAGGAGAGGAUGAGCCAGCAAGCCAGGACAGUGAGAGACAGCAGGGCACUUCUGCCAGCGAGCACAGCCAGCCAGCACAGGGCACAACUUCCCCACACCUGAACGACGAGAAAAAAUGUCUAUUUGUUUUUAGUCAGAAAAAGUCAGUGUCUGAUCUCAUGAACUUUUAAAAACCAACAGAAGGAAAAAUACCUGAACCCCAUGUGUAUGGCUAUCUGCUUUAAGGACUGUGAUGAUAUUUUGAUAAACUGUUGAACAGAU
Leucoraja erinaceus (little skate) is the source of this 1378-nucleotide messenger RNA. RefSeq names its product heterogeneous nuclear ribonucleoprotein A1-like. The transcript is spliced from 10 exons. The record is from RefSeq and is a predicted model, not a curated record. NCBI's taxonomy places the organism in Eukaryota, Metazoa, Chordata, Chondrichthyes, Rajiformes, Rajidae. The coding region runs from base 161 to 1093 and encodes 310 amino acids. Gene Ontology annotation, molecular function: RNA binding.